Oncorhynchus masou masou (cherry salmon) is the source of this 2145-nucleotide messenger RNA. It is a transcript of the gene zpax4, whose product is annotated as zona pellucida protein AX 4. Lineage: Eukaryota; Metazoa; Chordata; Actinopteri; Salmoniformes; Salmonidae. The record is from RefSeq and is a predicted model, not a curated record. The coding region runs from base 1 to 2145 and encodes 714 amino acids. The transcript is spliced from 17 exons.
AUGCAGGGUGGAGGGGCCAUUGAGACUGCGUGUAGGGAUCGAUACCUGUUGGUAACAACCCAACUCUCAUUCGCUGGGAACGAACCUCGCUUUGAAGCGGUUGAUGCUGAUGGUGUUCACCCCAUCACUAAGCAGUAUGGGUCAGAGUGUGGCUACAUGUUCAGUAUCCUCCCUCUGCCUGGCCAUGCUGAACUCAGAGCCUCCUACUUCUCCUGCCACACUGACAACCAGGACGAUGAGGUGUUCACUUUUCGCUUUAACCUCAUCACAAUUGAUGCGACUGGAGUGGAAACCACCUACUCUGUGAAUGCAACCUGCUCCCUCCCUCUACCCUGGUCCCCCAGAGAAGUCAGCUGUGAGGAGAACUAUAUGGAGGUGUCGGUGAGGGGUGAAGUGUCUGGUCUACCUGGUACAGAAGCAGAUGCCUGGACUGCUGCCCUUGCUCAAGCCCACAGCUCUGCCAUGUCGACCUGGCAGGUGAUGUUCCAGCAGGAGGGGCAGCAGCUGACUCUCAUGUCCCCUUCAGAGGCUCGGGAGCUGGGCUACGUGUUCUACCUCACCCAGGGGAGGCUAGUGUUCCGUUCACCCUACACGCCAGGUUCUGUCAUGGGGUCUGUCACCAUGGUGAAUGGUACGUUGGUUGAGGUGGUCUAUCUGAUACUAGUCUCCAGGCAGAGAUGGAUGGUCAUCAUGGUGAACUUGGUGGUUGCUUGCAGCACUGAUGAAGGAAUGUAUGAUGGGGCGGGGCUGGUCUGGCAGACCCCCACUCUGCUGUCCCCGCUGUUCUCUGGCCUCUCUGGGUUGGAGAGCAGCAAGAUCUCAAUGGGGGUGGAUGGGCAGCUCCUGGAUGAGCCCAUCACAGCAGAGCGAGGCUACAGCCUGGACAUCAGUGACACCACUGUCCAGAUCAGCAUCCCCUUCAACGCUGCCGGAGGAUACAGAAAAAGCUUGGUGAUGGACAACAUGUACCAUGAGUUCUAUGUGGUCCGUCUCUACUAUGAACAAAUCUUCAUGGAUGACAGUGGUGUGGAGACCAGACUCCGCCUCCACAGGCCCAUGAACACACCCCUUCUGAUCCAGCACCUCUCCAUCAUUAACCAAACAGUCCUUGAGGAUCGUGUGUUUACUGUUUACCUGGGGAACAUCCACUACGAUGUUGACCUGGUGGCGGUGAAGCUCAAUGGUCACAACUUCACCAUACUAGAGGCGAAUAAAAGUGGCCUUGUCAUAACCAUGGUCCCUCAGCCCAAUAGUAACCUUCAUGCCUACAUUCUCAGGGUGCCAUUUGAUGCUGCUGUUCACAAGCUGUACCCUACAGAGGGGCUUCUCGAAUACUCGUUGGACAUCAACUACACAUUGGUCAUCCUGCCUCAGGCGGAGCCGUACUUCUACCUGGCCUCAGUCGUGGCUCAGUUCAAUGAUGUCUUCCCUCCAGUCUUCAAAGGCGUCUGCAACGAGAAAAGCAUCCGUUUCCAGAUGGACCAUAAGCCAUUUGACUACCUGUGGGAGGUGGGUGUUGGCCCUUACAUUCUGACCACAAAUCUGGCAGCCAAGCGGGGCUACAUCAUGCAGAAUGACAGCAAGAGUCUGACCCUGGAAGUGCCCCUCUUCUCUGUUGGCUACACUUAUAAGGACAUCAAUUUGAAGCAGUUCCGUGGCACCUUUGAAAUUCUCUCAAGAGCUCCGAAGACCUUGGCGGUCAAGAGUUCCUUGGCCAAAGCGUGUCUAUUCCAGACUACUGAGGUCAUAGUGUGUUCCACUGAAGGUGUGAUGACAGUAGUGUCUGUGAUUUUGGCCAUCCCUGGAUCUGAACCCAUCAGAUCCUCCCUCCUGGACUCUACCUGCAGGCCUCAAGAGAUGGAUGACACCAGGGUUCUCUUUAGCUUUAGACUUGACACCUGUGGAACCAGGGUCCAGUUUGAUUACCAGCACCUUACCUAUGAAAAUGAGAUCACCGUUGAGCAUACAAGUCAAUCAGUGGAAGCACCAGUCUCAACCAGGGUGACUGUGCGGUGUGUCUAUCCACUGAGUGGCCUUUACAAGCUGUUUGCGCAUCGGCGGUUUGAAGCAGACUCGCCAGGAUUUGGCACCAUCUUGACUAGAGUCCCUGUAAAGUACUAUGGACAGGAACACAACACCAAUUAA